AUGAAAGAAGAAGAAUCUAGCAAAGGGUGGAUAGUGUGUCUUGUAACAAUUGGAAUUGUGGUCACAAUUGCAAUUGCGGUUACAGUUGCAUUCACGGUGUUCCAACCAAAAAAGUUCAUCACUACGGUGGAUUCAAUCGAUGUUCGAGACAUGGACGUAAAUGUUAAUAUAUUUAACAUGAGUUUAAAUUUGAAUGUGACAUUGGAUGUCCUUGUAUCGGUGAAAAAUCCAAAUAUAUUCGGAUUGAAAUACUAUGAUGGUUUCGCGCAACUAAACUAUAGAGGCGAAGAAAUCGGGGAAGCACCUAUCCCUAGCGGAGAGAUAUCAUCUAAAGAAACUAAGCAAAUGAAUGUGACACUCACCAUUAUGGCUGAUCGUAUAUUAUCUAAUUCUCAAGUUAUUUCAGAUGUUACUUCAGGUGGCAUACAACUUAAUACUUUCAUGAGAAUUUCAGGAGAAGUCAGUAUCUUAGGCCUUAUAAAAUUUCAUGGGAAUACCACUGCAUCUUGUGAUUUUGUUAUCAAUACUUCCAACAAAACAAUUGAUAGCCAUGUGUGCCAAUAUAAGAUGGUUUGA
Trifolium pratense (red clover) is the source of this 576-nucleotide messenger RNA. Its product is annotated as NDR1/HIN1-like protein 2. The transcript has a single exon. Lineage: Eukaryota; Viridiplantae; Streptophyta; Magnoliopsida; Fabales; Fabaceae. The coding region runs from base 1 to 576 and encodes 191 amino acids. The record is from RefSeq and is a predicted model, not a curated record.